UCAUUGUCGAUCGGUCGGCUGUUUUUGUUAUGAUUCCAUGGAGUUUCAUGAAAGCGGUCGAAAGAUUUCAUUAGCGGACAAAAAUCCCGGAUUUUCAUCGUAAUGUCACAUAAUCAUCCACAUGGCCACGGUGGGGCCUGUGCGCAUGAAGCGCUCGGCAUAGAAGACGAACUGGAGAUGGGCAUCCAGUACAGUUUGUACGAGAAAAUCGACACGAUCAAUGUGGAGUGCUUGAACGAAGAAGUCGAAGGAUCUGGAAAGACGGUGUUCAAACCCUACAGUCAACGGCUAGAUUUCGACAAGCAUGUUACCAGCGAUGCUGAUGAGGAGCUGCUUUUCAACAUACCGUUCACCGGAAAUAUCAAACUGAAGGGAAUCAUUGUAGUGGGCACCAAUGACGAUGGCCAUCCAAAGAAGAUGAGAUUAUUCAAAAACCGACCAAAGAUGACCUUUGAUGAUGUAGGAGCUCCGGCGGAUCAAGAGUUUGAACUGGAACGGGAUCCGAACGGUGUUAUCGAAUAUUCCACUAAAGUUGUUACAUUCUCAUCGGUACAUCAUCUAUCCAUUCAUUUCCCAACCAACUACGGAGACUCGAACACCACCGUGUACUACAUUGGACUGAAGGGAGAGUUCACGGAGGCACACCAUCACGGGGUGACAAUCUGCACAUAUGAGUCUGCUCCGAACGCUGCCGAUCACAAGGGUGAUCUUUUCGAUUCGGUGAAUCGACCGAUAUCCUAGGAAGGUUGUUGUGGCUGCUCAUAUAAUGCCGUGAAUUGUGGAGUAACUAAGUUUUGAUAUAAUAUUAUUACAUUGUUUAUAAAAUAAAGUCUGAUUAUUGCAUUGAAAAUUUC
Aedes albopictus (Asian tiger mosquito) is the source of this 854-nucleotide messenger RNA. Its product is annotated as PITH domain-containing protein GA19395. The transcript has 3 exons. Lineage: Eukaryota; Metazoa; Arthropoda; Insecta; Diptera; Culicidae. The coding region runs from base 103 to 741 and encodes 212 amino acids. The record is from RefSeq and is a predicted model, not a curated record. Gene Ontology annotation, cellular component: nucleus.